Molecule: messenger RNA, 5547 nt
Organism: Centruroides sculpturatus (bark scorpion)
Lineage: Eukaryota; Metazoa; Arthropoda; Arachnida; Scorpiones; Buthidae
Product: NFX1-type zinc finger-containing protein 1-like
Exons: 1
Coding region: 193-4233 (1346 amino acids)
Source: RefSeq, a predicted model, not a curated record
AUUUUCUUUUCAGAUUAUUUUGGCCUAUUUUGAGUGAUUUUAACAGAAAAAGGAGUAGAAUAAUUCAUAUUUUAAUCUUAAUGAUUAUGCAACAAAUUAACUUAGUUUUGAAAAUUUCCAAUUCAAAAAAAAUCUAACAUUUCCUUACAUUUAUGAGUAUCCCAGUUUAAUAUCAAUGAAAUCUGGACAAAUAUGGAUGUAGCAAGUAUAGAUGAAUUUUGUGUGAAUACAUUUUUUAAUAAAAGAAUAUUACCAAAUGAGAUGAAAGCUUAUGAACCUGAGAAACCUGAUCCGGUAAUAAAUGAAACUAAUGAAAAUAGAUUUAAGGAUAAUUGUACAAUUAAAUUAAAAAAUAAAGGAAGUAAGAAAGACAUCAAGAGGAAAUACUUAUUGAGGCUACUUGGUUUCAGUAGGCAAGAAUUAGCAGAGUAUUUGAUUUAUAACAGGAAAAAAUUUCUUGAAAUUUUGGAAGAUUCUGAAAUUGAUUUAAAUACAUUAUCACUCCUCUUUGAUGUCAUUUCAAAGGCAUGUAGUGGAAGAUAUUCCACAUGCAACAAAUAUAUAUCUUAUUUAGUUCAAUUUUCAUCACUUUGGUUGAAUAUUCUACCUUCUGUUUUUCCCAAAAUAAUAAUCAAUGAUAAUGAAUGUUUGAAUUCAUUGUUUGCUGCUGCAGAAAUGAUGUAUGCCUCUACUUUAAAUACUUACAUUAUUAAUCACAUAGAAAAGAUAAUAGAAGCAGUACCCAAAGAACUUGAUGUUGAAGUGAAAAGUAAGUUUUUGAAAUUGAAAGAGAAAGAAAUAGAUCCUUGGAAUGACAUAGAUGAUUGCCGUUCCUCUGAAUCUGUAUUUGUGGUUCAGUCGGAUCUAACAAGUCCAUAUUAUUUAAUGAGUCGAAAAGAUUCAAUUUGUGGGAAUUACAGUGUAAGUGACUAUUUAGAUUGCUAUUUCAUUUUAAUUAAAGAAACUAUAAUAAAUCAUUAUAGAAAACUAGUCCAGUCUUACUGGAACCACCAUGAAGAAAAAUCUGUACUUGAUAACAUUAUAAUUAAGAAACAGUUAUUUCUGGAUGAUGGUGUUCAUCUCAUUGUUAAAUUAUCAUCCUUAAAAGAAGGGACUCAACAGUUCCAACCUGGUAUGGAAUUAUGUUUGUCAAUAGAUGAAUUCGAUACUCUGGAAUUUGCUUCAGUCUUAUCUGUUGAAAAUAAUAUAAAAGAGUCAUUCCUGGAAGUUAAACUAAUUACACGUAAUGAUAAUAUAUCAAUUAAAGAAAACAAAUGCAUCAUUGUGGAAUCUAUUAAAGAUGGAAAUUUCUAUAGUAAAAUUCUUUGUGCUUUAAAAGGCCAAAAAGACUUAGCAUUUGAAAAUUUAAUUGUGAAAGAAGAAAAAUCUCUUAAACCUCCAAAGUAUAUAAAUUCCUCAACAAUAAUGGAAUUUACUCCAUUAAGUAAUUUUCAGGCAGAUGAAUGGUUUGAAACUGAGAAUCAGAAUGAAAAUAAAACUAAAAAAUUGAAAAUUAAAAUAUUAAAUAAAACAUGGCCUGUGGAUAAAUUCUGUACUUCUCCACAGGAAGUAAAUAUGAUUAAAGAAAUAUUCCAGCGAGAAUUAGCUUUAGUUAAAGCUGAUGACAAUUUAUGUGCAAGUCUCUGUUUAAAUAUAAUUAAAAUAUUAGAAUUUAACAGAGCAGUUUGGCAGAAAGGUGAGCAUUGUCCUAUAUUAAUUUUGUGCAAUUCAGAAAAGAUGAUAGAAGAAAUGAGUGUGGAGUGUGUAAAUAUUAGCAAAAGACCAAUAUUGCUGCAUGAGAAACAUAAAUUAGAAAAAGACAAUAAGCAAUUGAAGAAAAUAAUUAGGCAACAUGGCAAAUACAUAGAGAAAAUAUUGAAUAAAAUUGAUAUUGGAAACAGAGAUCCUCUAGAAGUUUUAAAAUAUGAAGAGAUAUUGAAAUUUAAUGAUUGCUACAUUCUUUUGAAACAAAACAAAAUUCUAGAAUGGUUGUGCCUCACAAAAGAUACUUUUAUUGCAUACAUAUAUUUUUCCGAAGAAUUUAAUUGGUUCAGAGUAUUGGAAAAUGAAUGUCACUUUGAUAAACACAGUAGUAACUAUUUCCAUUAUAUUGCUAAUAAUAUGUUUAAUAUUAAAGAUGAAAUGAGCAAGGAAGAAGCUGCUGAUGUAUCUGAUAUUUGGUCUCUUGACCUUAUUGACCGAUGGAGACUUGUGAGAUACUGGAAAAAUUCAAUAAUAGAUGGUUUAGAAAGAGAUGCAUGUAAUGAAAAGCAACAUUAUUACCAAUUGUUAGAUGUUCUGGACAGUCUUUGUUGCAAGUUCAAUUGUGAUAUUAUUAAAGAUGCUUCAAUAAUUCUUGCAACUUCUAAGACAGCAUUAAACAAUAUUGAUGUUUUUAACAGUAUUAAGCCACAUGUAACAAUUGUAAUGAUAUUAGAAGCAAACAAAAUACCAGAGCCUUACUUAAUACCAUUUUUACAUUCAAAUAUUGAACAUUUGAUUCUUUUUGGAUCAUCUUCAGAUCCUCUUGUUAAAAUAGACAAUGAGAUUAGUGCAUCUAUGUAUGGAAGAUUAAUUGGCAGUCAUCUUCCUUACAGUGAAUGGAUUGAGACUUCUGAAAACAAGGAUAAAAUACGACGACUCACUUGCGGACAUACAACUCAUUAUCCUUCAGAUAAUGAAAAUUUUAAAUGUAUGGAAUCAAUAUAUUACAUGUGUAAAUGUGGUAAACAAGUUUGCAUUCCAUGCUGUCAGCAAAAUGAAUAUAAAUGUGAUGAAACAAUUACUAUACGUCUCUCUUGUGAUCAUUCUGUUAGCAUUAAAUGUAUGGAAAAAGAUACUUUUGAUUUAACGUGCAACAAGCGGAAGGAUGUAUUAUUACCCUGCAAGCACAGAGUUAAUAUUGCUUGUGUGGAGCUAAAAGAAAAGAGAGAAGAAUACUUCAAUAAUGGUUGUUAUAAGAGAUGUAACACAAUUUUGAAUUGCGGACAUAAAUGUACAGGAAUAUGUUCGAACUGUAAAUCUAUAUCUGUGCACGAGGGCUGCAAAGAGAGAUGUCAAACCGUCUUGAAUUGCAGACAUCAGUGUAAAGAUAAAUGUGGAGUUCCCUGUCCUCCGUGUUCACUACCUUGCGACUGGGAAUGCUCACAUAAGGCAUGUGAUAAAUUGUGUGGAGAUCUUUGCGAAAAAUGCUAUGAUCAAUGUGCAUGGGCAUGUUCUCAUUACAGAUGUAGUAAGCAAUGUUGGGAAGAAUGUGAUAGAGGUCUAUGCGAAAGAGAUUGUCCACUUAUAUUAACUUGUGGUCAUCGGUGUGUCGGAAUAUGUGGUGAAACAUGCCCAUCUUUGUGUUCUGUUUGCAAUCCAGAAAUGUAUGAAAAUUACCUUUUGCCUGAAUGCGGACAAAUUUUAGAAUUAAGUUGUGGCCACAUGUUUAACCGAAUAACCCUGAUAUCAACAUUGGAUUCAUUUCAGAAUUCAAGACCGGUCUGUCCUUUAUGUAAUAUUCCUAUCAAGAAUAAAGGAUUUAUUGGUACAUACAUCAAAAAAUGGCAUAUAUUAUCCUCGAAGAAGAAAGAUUAUAUAUUAAAAACCCUUAAUGAUGGAAUACGCUCCAUAUGCCACGAACCAAAAUUAACUACUAUUCAAUAUAAUUAUCCAGUGAUUGGAUCUAUGAUAAAAGAAAUUGGUAAGAAAAAGAAUCUAUCAGUAUUUAUUCUUGCCAAAACUCACAUACUGUACAUCAUUCAACUAAAUGAUGUAGAAAAGGAAAUUAGGACAUUUAUUAAUUUGGAGGAACAUAAUGUAUUGUUAAAUAAAUGCAUCAGGAUGAGAACAUGGCUUGCAAGAAACUGGUUUAGAACCACCUUUAAGCAAAUUGAAGAGAUCAGUUGGGAAAUCUAUUGCAUGUGCCUGUUGUGCAUGAUGUAUAAGAAGAAACUGAAGACAAAAAAGUUUAUUUCCAACAAAAUAUCAGAGGUCUUUCUUUCCUGCAACCGUAUUAUAAAACAUUUACAGAAGACGGAACCACACAGUGAAAAAUACAAAGAAACUUUAAAACAACAUCUGGCUAAGAUGAAUGAGCUUGAUCAGAAUCUGAAGGAAAGAUUUCUGAAACCAAUUUCUCCCAUUACACAAAAACAGUUUCAUAAAUGGCUGGCAGGAAAGAUCAAUAAGCAACAGAUUAUAUGGAAAGAAGAUUUAAUUUUAUCAGAAAGAGAACCAAGUAAAUGGUAAAAUUUGUUUCAUUUGUAAGAAUUUAUAAACAUUUGAUUUGAAUUCACAAGCUGUGAGUAAAUUAGUUUUUAGAUACCUAAACAUAAUAAAAUGUAUAUAAAAACCUGGCGCCGGGACAACCGUGAUCCAGACGGCAGUUUCCCCAGGGUGAGGCUUGACCAUUGCACUUGGGUUUAGCUGACUCCUGCCACUACUCCAAACUGGGGCAGAUGGGAUGUGUAAUUUGUGGUAGCUGGGGACUGCGUUCGUGCUCUCCCCUUUAAAUAAUAUAAAAACCUAAAAGGAAUAUUGCAAUUUUAGUUUUAGCAAUUAUCAGUUUAUUUUUCUUAGUAAAAUUCUGAGAAAGAAUUAAUGUUUCAACUGGAAAUUAACUUCAUAUGAUUGAAGACUAUUCAAUAUUUUGUUCUUGUGAAGAUAACUACACAUUUAACUGUAGAGUAAAGGAAAUAUCACUAAGUAAAGUGUGUUCAGAUGAUAUAGAUGUUUUGAAUGCAUUUUCUGCCAACAAUGUCCAAAAAUCUUUAGAAGUGGGUACAGGAAGUAAACAAUAUAUACCUUCUGACAUAUCUGGCUUUGCUUGGGAAAAUUAAAGUUAAAAAUAAAAAUACACUGCAAAUUGAGUGCGUGAAUUUUCAACUUCAAUGUUUUUGGCAAAUAGUAAUGCUUCCUAUAAACAUUAUGGAGAUUAUCAACAGUAGAGUCCGAUCAUGUAUUAAAACUUAGUUUCACACCAGUUAUCUCGAAUAAAACGACUUCCAACAAUUUAACACUUCGUUCAGUAAUAAUAAUCCACGAAAACCUUGCUGUACAAGUGUUAUGUUCUUAACUACUCCACAAAUGCUUUCGACCUCCACCGAGGUCUGCUUCAGGUGGUGAUUCACCACGUGAAGCAGACCUCGGUGGAUUAUUAUUAUCUCGGAUAACCCGCAGCUGGCACAUGCUGUCAUUGUGGAAAUGGGAAAAUUCACUAUGAAUGCCAAUAGUAUGGAAAUCAGAAAUAAGUAACUGUAAAAGAAAGGCAACGCACUUUCUUAAGCUUCAAGAAUGAAAAUAAACAAAACAAUUAACUGCCAAAUUCACAACCAUUCUUGAUUGACAUCUUUGUUGAAACACUAGUAUAAGCCCAUCUUCGAUUACUGAAACCAGAGUCAAUGGAUUAUCUGGUCUCUGAAUACCUAUUGUUCUCACACUUAAAAGUAGAUGUAAUAAACAAGCUUGUUGAUAGAUGCUGCAAUUAUUUGGGCUCUUGGUUUGCUUAUAUCCAAUGCAGAAAAGCACUGUAUCUGUGUAAAAUAAAUGCUAUAAUAUCAGUAA